This is a messenger RNA of Paracoccidioides brasiliensis Pb18, 2451 nucleotides long. RefSeq lists its product as uncharacterized. The coding region runs from base 1 to 2451 and encodes 816 amino acids. The transcript is spliced from 7 exons. The record is from RefSeq and is a predicted model, not a curated record. Gene Ontology annotation, molecular function: pseudouridylate synthase activity.
AUGCCAGCGCCAUGGACUGCGGCUCGCAUUGGGAGAAAUUCGCGGUUAAGACUCCCAACACAAGUAAGAUAUAGGUCGUAUCACGGGAGGAGACAAUUGGAGGAGGCGAGAAAGAUUCUGAAAGUUUCAGAAGAGGUACAGGACGCUGUCGCUUCGUCGAAACCUGUUGUCGCAUUGGAAACUACCAUUUAUACUCAUGGAUUCCCAUACCCGGAGAAUGUUGCUCUUGCAUCCCGUCUGGAAUCAAUCGUGCGGCGUUGGGGUGCUGUUCCCGCUACUAUAGGCGUCCUUAAUGGCGUUGCACGGGUGGGAAUGGCACCAGAGGAUCUUGCCGAGCUUGCCUCUUCAUCACCAAAUCAAGAAGUGUUGAAAGUCUCCCGCAGAGAUCUGGGAUAUAUCUGUGGCCUGGGAAUGGCUGGAAAGAGAAUGAAUGGUGGCACUACAAUUGCCGGAACUGCAGUGCUAGCCCAUCUUGCAGGAAUUAAAGUUUUUGCGACUGGUGGCCUUGGUGGUGUACAUCGAGGGGGAGAGAGCACAAUGGAUAUAUCAGCCGACCUGACUGAACUUGGGCGAACUCCUAUUGCACUCAUCAGCUCAGGCUGCAAGAGUUUCUUGGAUAUCCGUCGAACGCUUGAGUAUCUUGAGACCGAAGGAGUUCUAGUUGGAACUUUUGCAGAUGGGCGUGUGGGUAGCGUGGAUUUUCCCGCAUUUUACACUCGAGAUAGCGGAAUAAAGACGCCAAAGGUUAUACACGAUGAAGUGGAAGCUGCUGCUAUCAUAUAUGCACAAUCGCGUUUGAACAUGUCCUCCGGUAUGGUUUUUGCAAAUCCAGUGCCAGAAAAGUUUUCAUUCCCGAAACAAGAGGUCGAUCAUAUAAUUGAACAAGCCCUGGAAUCCUCUCAGCUUGAAGGAAUAUAUGGCAGUGAUAACACUCCUUUUAUCUUGUCCAAGAUUAAAGAGUUGAGUGGCGGAAAAAGUGUAGCAGCAAACACGGCAUUAGUUGAAUACAAUGUCGAACGUGGGACCAAAGUUGCAGUGGAGCUUGCAAAAUUGGAGGCGGGACGUUCUGCUGAAAGAAAUCGGCAUAUGCCAGGAUAUUUAGGGACAUCUCCGCGAUCGCCAGGGUCCCCUACAACUGGAAAUACUAUCAGAGAACGAUCCAUUUUCACAACGGUUGACACCAAGCCAGCCCGAGGCGUUGCGGAUAAAACCAACGUAUUAGUUGCCGGCUCGCUUGCUAUAGACCUUGCUUGCGAUUAUACCCCCUUAUCAAAGACUGGCGGCGAUACUCCUGCUCUUCAUACGUCCAAUCCGUCAGUGAUUAGCCAGAGUCUCGGAGGAGUGGGACACAACGUAGCGCUAGCGGCAAGCUACGUUGGCAGCCCAGUUCUCCUUUGCAGUAUCGUCGCAGACGAUCUCAGCGGUCGGGCCGCGCUCGCUGCUAUUGAAAAGUCGAGAGCCAACAUACAUUCUCAGGGCAUCCAGAUACUAAGUUCAACCUCCGGCGUCAGGACAGCUCAAUAUGUCUCCAUCAAUGACGCAAAGAGAGAUCUCAUGCUUGCAAUGGCAGACAUGAGCAUCAUGGAAACACCCGAAAAAACCCUUAAUUUUGGCAGCUUCUGGGACCCUCUCGUCCAGCGCGCUAGACCGAAAUGGGUUGUAGUUGAUGCAAAUUGGAGUCCUGAUGUCCUCUCAAAGUGGAUUUCACUGGCUAAGUCCCAUGGUGCGAAAACCGCCUUUGAACCGGUGUCUACCGCAAAAUCAGCCCGUCUUUUCACAAAAUCACAAUCAACCUUGAAACCAGUCAUCCAGCCUUCAUCCACAAUCCCAAAUCAUACCAUUGACCUUGCAACACCUAACCGCUACGAAUUGGCAGCCAUGUACACCGCAGCGCGAGACACCGGGCUUUUCGAAAGUGCCGAAUGGUGGCGAGUCAUCAACGCCCUAGAGAUGCCCAGCAGUGGCUCACGAGAUAGACUCAUCGCCCUUACGAAUUCUGAACUUGUAAAUGAAGGGAUACCGCAGCAAAGCAUCCAGCUCCUACCAUUCAUCCCUUGUAUCAUCUCUAAAUUAGGACCCCAAGGCGUCCUACUUACACAGCUCUUAUCCCGAGGAGAUGAGCGGCUUCGUUCUGCCGAUUUCGCACAGUAUAUCCUGGGGCGGGCGUAUGCAGAUGAUACCAAUCCAGUUGGGGGUGUGUAUAUGCGUCUCUUCCCAGCGGCGGAGGUUCUGAGGGAUACGGAUGUGGUGAGUGUUAAUGGCGCUGGGGAUACGUUGCUUGGAGUGAUUGUUGCGGGGCUUGCUAGACUUGAAGAGACAAAUAAUGGAGAACUAAAGAAGUUGGAGGAUAUCAUUGCUGUUGCUCAGAAGGCUAGCGUGGAGACGUUGAAAAGUGCGAAUGCUGUGAGUGACAAGAUUUCAGACCUAGGGAAGUUGUUGCAGAUUAUCUAG